UAAGCCUCUAAUCUCUCUCUCUAUGUCCUUCGCGUCUUCUAUUGUACGCACUCUCUCUCUCUUCCCCUUGGUGUCACUAAACUCACUGAGACACUGAAGGCGAGAGGCUGCUUAGAUCUGUGAAACACAGAACCCUAAGCUCGAAGGACGAUCUGCGUAAAGCAUUUUAACAGGUUGGGUUUUGCUAGAACUUCAAUGGCAGUGACAGAUGCACAAAAUGCUCUUCUUGGAGAAAUCACCUGUGGUUCUUUGUUUAAGAAACUGCAGGAAAUAUGGGAUGAGGUUGGCGAGAGUGAUGAGGAACGAGACAAGAUGCUUCUUCAGUUAGAACAGGAGUGCUUGGAUGUGUACAAGAGAAAGGUUGAGCAGGCAGCAAAGUCAAGGGCACAACUACUUCAAUCCUUGUCCGAUGCUAAAGUUGAGCUUUCUAGCCUUCAAUCAGCCCUUGGGGAAAAAAGCUUUGCUGGAAUCCCUGAAAACACUUCUGGAACUAUCAAGGAACAGCUUGCAGCUAUAGCGCCAAUACUUGAGCAGUUAUGGGAGCAAAAGGAGGAGAGAAUAAAGGAAUUUUCAGAUGUGCAGUCACAAAUCCAAAAAAUAUGUGGAGAAAUAGCUGGGAGCUUAAGCCUUGGUGAUCAAACAGGAACACCUGGAGUUGAUGAAUCUGACCUGUCUCUGAAAAAGUUAGAUGAAUAUCAAUCUCAACUCCAAGAACUUCAAAAGGAAAAGAGUGAUAGGUUGCACAAGGUUCUUGAAUUUGUGAGUACAGUGCACGAUCUUUGUGCUGUUCUUGGGAUGGACUUCUUCAGUACUGUGACUGAGGUUCAUCCAAGCUUGAAUGAUUCUACUGGCGUUCAAUCCAAAAGCAUCAGCAAUGACACCCUAGCUAGACUGGCUAAGACAGUCUUAACUCUCGAAGAAGAUAAAAAGCAGAGACUGCACAAGCUCCAAGAAUUAGCUUCUCAGUUAAUUGAUCUGUGGAAUUUAAUGGAUACUCCCCCAGAAGAAAGAAGACUAUUCAACCAUGUUACUUGUAAUAUGUCAGCUACUGUGGAUGAAGUCACUGUUCCUGGGGCCCUUGCUCUGGAUCUGAUUGAGCAGGCUGAAGUGGAAGUUGAAAGACUGGAUCAACUGAAAGCCAGCAGGAUGAAGGAGAUUGCUUUCAAGAAGCAAGCAGAACUUGAGGAGAUAUUUGCCCGUGCUCAUAUAGAAAUAGAUCCAGAAGCUGCUCGAGAGAAAAUCAUGGAACUGAUUGAUUCUGGAAAUAUCGAACCUGCUGAAUUACUGGCUGACAUGGACAAUCAAAUAGCAAAAGCAAAAGAGGAAGCUUUAAGCCGAAAAGAAAUAUUGGAUAAGGUUGAGAAAUGGAUGUCAGCAUGUGAAGAAGAGAGUUGGCUUGAAGACUAUAAUCGGGAUGAAAACAGGUACAAUGCAAGCAGAGGUGCACACUUGAACCUCAAACGUGCAGAGAAAGCUCGGAUACUGGUCAACAAAAUUCCAGCUUUGGUUGACACAUUGGUUGCUAAAACUCGUGCAUGGGAAGAAGAUCAUGGCAUUUCAUUCACAUAUGACGGUGUUCCACUUCUUGCCAUGUUAGAAGAAUAUGCCAUGCUCAGGCAUGAAAGGGAAGAAGAAAGACGCAGGUUGAGGGACCAGAAGAAGCAUCAGGAUCAGCAACACACGGAACAGGAAGCUAUCUUUGGUUCAAGACCCAGCCCUGCUCGGUCAGUUUCUGUUGGGAACAAGAAGGUAGUAGGACCUCGUGCAAACGGAGGGUCCAACGGGACUCCUAACCGACGGCUAUCUCUCAACGCUCACCAGAACGGAUCACGGUCCACCAUGAAAGACGGUGGCAAAAGGGAUAACACUAGACCGGUUGCUCCGGUGAAUUAUGUGGCCAUAUCCAAAGAUGAUGCUGCUUCCCAUGUUUCUGGUGGCGAUCCCGUCCCGACCUCACCCUGAUAAUGUGAUCUGUAUUUCAUUCAAACCCCGUAUAAAUGCGUCUUUGUAGCAUGAUCAUAUUCCUAGUUGCUGCAGUAGGAAAAAUAUAAUGCAUCCGCAAGAAUUAAUCGGAGAGAGACAAUUACUAAGCUGUGUAUGUGGUAUUUUGCCAUUUGGAGGUGUUGUCAGUACAUGUUGCGCCAUCCAUUCAGCCCGUUGACAGA
Messenger RNA from Prosopis cineraria, 2165 nucleotides. RefSeq names its product 65-kDa microtubule-associated protein 1. Gene Ontology annotation, cellular component: cytoplasm; spindle. Lineage: Eukaryota; Viridiplantae; Streptophyta; Magnoliopsida; Fabales; Fabaceae. The record is from RefSeq and is a predicted model, not a curated record. The coding region runs from base 196 to 1962 and encodes 588 amino acids. Gene Ontology annotation, molecular function: microtubule binding. The transcript is spliced from 10 exons. Gene Ontology annotation, biological process: cytokinesis by cell plate formation; microtubule cytoskeleton organization.